AUGGCGAACCACCGCGCCGCCGCCCUCCUGACGAUCGCGUCGCUCCUCGUGGCGGUCGCCCUCGCCGACGCGAGGCUCACCGUGCACCUCGACGCGCUUGGACGAGGACGAGUUUACUUCGCCAGUGAUGCCGCGGCGGUGCCGGCGCUGAGCUGCAGCGAGGUGCACGGGGUGAAGGCGGGCGAGACGUGCUCCUCCGUGGCGCAGGCGGCGGGGCUGACCCAGGACGUGUUCCUCGGCUUCAACCCCAACAUCAACUGCGAGAAGGUCUUCGUCGGCCAGUGGGUCUGCCUUGCCGCCACUUCAGCUUGA
Messenger RNA from Panicum hallii, 312 nucleotides. RefSeq lists its product as uncharacterized. The transcript is spliced from 2 exons. The coding region runs from base 1 to 312 and encodes 103 amino acids. NCBI's taxonomy places the organism in Eukaryota, Viridiplantae, Streptophyta, Magnoliopsida, Poales, Poaceae. The record is from RefSeq and is a predicted model, not a curated record.